Molecule: messenger RNA, 1839 nt
Organism: Metarhizium brunneum ARSEF 3297
Lineage: Eukaryota; Fungi; Ascomycota; Sordariomycetes; Hypocreales; Clavicipitaceae
Source: RefSeq, a predicted model, not a curated record
AUGGAUGACCUUGAUCCCCCCAACGGAAGCACAACUCUUGGAUACAUGGUAAAUCAUGUGUUCCUACCACUUGGGCUUCCCAGUAGGCCAGACAAAGAGUCAUGCGAUAGCCACCUCCUCGGCUUGUUUCUAUCGUCAACAGAAGACUUUGUUUCGCUCUGUAAUAACAGCGAGCGAAGCAUGGUAAAUCAGCUAGUAACUGCUCUUCAAAUCCUUCAGAGCAUUCGAAAAGAAGAUGGAAGUCUUCAUAGCGACAAACUUCGCACAGCAUCACAGAAAGUCAUAGGUCAAGAGAUAUCGUAUCUACCUGUUUAUGUUCAAGCUCAAAAUGCUGGGAUCCUGCUACAUGGACGAGGAGGGAACGCGAUUUUCGAUUUUUGGGGGCUUACUCCGGACAAUGAGACAAUCGUCGAAGCGUCCGGCCGCAUUGUCCGACACUUUCCUGAAUGUUCUGCCUCUAUUCCGACUGACGAUAUAAACACUUGUGACUUUUUUGACUUCAUCUCAUCAACCAUGUCACGGAUGAGUUGGGAAGGUAUAACAACCUCCAAGGGCCAUGGGUUUCGAGAAGCUGCUGCCGCCAGCGAGGACGUCCCUUCCCCAACAAAUAUAACCGAGCUGCUAUAUAUCGAGUUAGUGAAUAAGGGGAUACAAUCAGAGCAUCGCAGAAUUUGUAAGCACACUAGAGAAGAGGUAAUAGGCACAAAUGGUUCCAACCAGUGUUGGAGACGCUCACCCUUUUGGCUUUUCCUGCGCGUCACUUCUCAGUUAAUCUUGAGCCGGCAAGAUGGAAAGUCCAUCCUAUACAAAAAGUUCUUAAUAUUCUUCAUGUCUCAAGUUUUGGAGAAAGCUUGCGAAGGAGAGUUACAAAGUGAAACUAUUCACUGUAUCUACUCCAAAGUUUGCAGACGCAAGCGAAAACUCGAGCUUACUGAAGAUGAGAAGUGGAUGGAAGCAGUCACGGCCGUUUUGAACAAUGCAAACGAAGUACUGAGUCGAAAUUGGCAGAAAAUCAUCAAGAGACAUCAAAUUUCUCUGGAAAUUUCGCCAUUUAACCUAUCAGCAAUCGAAGCAGAUACCCUUUUCGAGAUCCCCAACUUGAAUCUAUUUGUCAAGAGCAUUGCUCACCGCCAAAGUGCAGCGACAAGCGGCUCAUAUCACCCAGUGUCGCAGCUGCGAUUAACAGAUAAAAACACUUUUGCGUCGCUUGCGCUUGCGGAAGAAGCAAAGGAGUAUACCAUCUUCUAUCUAUUCGCAUUUGAGUAUUGGAUAGAUAAGCACCUGGAUAUUUGGCUCAACGAACAUGGUACAGAGGGAGACGCCUGCAACACAAUCAAAAAUCGAGCGUUUCAGUACUUCAAAAUUGCAAAAAGAGCCUAUGUUAAUAACCCAAAAGAAAAUUCAGCCAUGUUGCUUAGGAUUCUUGUGCUCUGGGUGGCUUGCGAUAAAUUAGCGGCAGCGGAUACGCCAGAAUUAAAAUGCUACAAGCCUCCAGUUCCUGAUAACAUAUGGUCCUCACUUUUGCUGAGCUCCAACACAGAUGUUGGGCAAUUAAAAACCGCAGAAGGCUAUCUAAAAGAUCGACAGGAACAUUCUCAAUAUGAGACUUUUGUGUUCGAUGGUCUUGGCGGAAACCAGUCGUUUGCGGUGAAAGCCUUUGAGAACGAUCCAAAUUGCAAGAAAUUACUUAAAACUCUCAUAAAAUACGACAAGGAUAAAGAAAGUGAGAAGAUUGAAGAGCUUGAGCAACAGAUUGAGGAUUACAGCCGACUGAUGCAAGAGUAUCAUGAUGGUCAUUGCGAUGCUGGUUGUGAGGGAGCGUCUGAUUCGGAAGAUUAG